Messenger RNA from Lycium ferocissimum, 456 nucleotides. RefSeq lists its product as uncharacterized. The record is from RefSeq and is a predicted model, not a curated record. The coding region runs from base 1 to 456 and encodes 151 amino acids. The transcript is spliced from 3 exons. Lineage: Eukaryota; Viridiplantae; Streptophyta; Magnoliopsida; Solanales; Solanaceae.
AUGGAGAGUUGGGAUAUUAGCAAUGUGGUAUCUCCUCAUUUAAGUGAUUUGUUAGAUGACGAAGAUCAAUGUUCUGGUUUAGAAUUCCAGGAGCAAAAAAUGGAUCCCAAGUUUCUUAUUUUAGAUUCACUUUUUGUAGGAUUAAAUGUAGUAGAGCGCACAUUUGGCGUUUGGAAAGCAAGAUGGUCUACUUUGAGAGACAUGCCUUACUAUCACACUGACACACAAAGGGACAUCGUACUUGCUACUAUGGCCAUUCACAAUUAUAUCAGAAAGAAGUGCAAUGUGGAUGAUGCAUUCCAAACAGUCGAGAAUGAGAGCUAUAUUCCAUCGGUUGAUUCUAAUAUUGGCACAACUUCAAGAGCUAACAAUGUAGAUGUCGAAGUAGGAGAACAAAAUGAUGUCUAUUGGAUGGGGUUUCGUGAUAUGAUUGCCAGUGACAUUUCUAAUGCUUGA